This is a messenger RNA of Schistocerca cancellata (South American locust), 3047 nucleotides long. It is a transcript of the gene JMJD4, whose product is annotated as 2-oxoglutarate and iron-dependent oxygenase JMJD4. Gene Ontology annotation, molecular function: histone H4R3 demethylase activity; sequence-specific DNA binding. Gene Ontology annotation, cellular component: cytoplasm; nucleus. Bases 144 to 1370 code for a protein of 408 amino acids. Gene Ontology annotation, biological process: negative regulation of gene expression; protein hydroxylation; positive regulation of translational termination. The transcript is spliced from 5 exons. The record is from RefSeq and is a predicted model, not a curated record. Lineage: Eukaryota; Metazoa; Arthropoda; Insecta; Orthoptera; Acrididae.
GAUCCCGCUAAUUGCUAUAUAUAGGAUAAUCAGAGCCUUUGAAAGUGCUGCGUGAACGAAACAGUACUGAAAGCUGAGAACUGCGUUUGUUUUGUUACGGGUGGUAUGUGUUUUGUUCACGGAGUGGAAAAUAAGUGGCAGAAAUGUGUAACGUAGAGCAAGCUUCUGUAGUUGAUAUAAAGAGUGAAAUAUCAAAUUGUAGCCAGACCAGUUGCGGAAUACCACUAGUAGGAGAUGAUUUGUCAUAUGCAGAAUUCUUCGAGAAUUUUAUGUUGAAAAAUUAUCCCGUAAUAAUAAAGGGUAAUUUUACAAAGGAAUGGGAGAGCGCUACAAAGUGGGUUAAAGAUGAUAAACCCAUGUUUUCGUACCUUAAAGAAAAUUUUGGGCAAACUGAAGUACCUGUAGCUGAUUGUGGUAGAAGACACUAUAAUGUCCAGGAAAAAAGCACAUUUAAACUUUGUGAUUACCUUGAUUAUUGGUCAGAUUAUAUAAGAAAUGACUACCCAGAGACAAUGCCGUGCUUUUACUUAAAGGACUGGCAUUUCACAAGAGACUUUCCCCAACAUUUGAUCUACCGCACUCCUCAGUAUUUUGCCAGUGAUUGGCUUAAUGAAUACUAUUAUGACCAUAAAAAUAAAAAUGAUGAUUAUAGAUUUGUGUAUAUGGGUCCUAAAGGUUCAUGGACUCCAUUUCAUGCUGAUGUAUUCACAUCAUUUAGUUGGUCUGUAAAUAUUUGCGGUCAGAAGAGAUGGUUGCUGUUUCCUCCAGGACAGGAAAGUUUUUUAAGAAAUAAGUUUGGAAACUUACCAUAUGACUGUACAAGUGAUGAACUUAAAAAUGAAGAUUUGUUUCCAGAAUAUAAAAAAUUAAAUCCUCCAUAUGAAAUAUUACAGCAAGCCGGUGAAGCAGUAUUUGUUCCUUCUGGCUGGCAUCAUCAAGUUUGGAACAUGAAAGACACAAUUUCCAUCAAUCACAACUGGGUUAAUGGCUGCAACAUCAAAACAAUGUGGUUGUCAUUGAAGAAUCAUUUGGCUGCUGUGAAAAAGGAAAUAGAAGAUUGCAAGGAAAUGGAGGAAUGGAAUAGCCACUGUCAAAUAAUGCUUAGAGCUUCUUUUGGGUUAGACUAUGAAGAAUUUUAUAGGUUUUUAUUACAUAUUAGCAAGAAAAGAAUUGAGUCUCUUCAUGGAAAGGAUGAUUUAAUAGUUUAUGGAAAUUGGAGAAUUGGCAGAAAUCAUAUUGUUUUUGAUUUGCUUAAGAUAAAUGAAGUUUUGAACCUCUUCCUCUCUGACACUGACUGUGAAAUUGCACUGAAGGAACUGGAUGUACAGAAACCAAAAGACCUGUUGUCUGAAAUAAAUUCAGUGGUAUAAAUUCAGCUGAGGGAAAGCAGAUGGUGCCAUAGUGACAGUUUCAAUACUGCAACAUGGUUCAUAACAUUGUUUUGCAGAGGAGUCUGAAGUACUGAACACAUGGAAAAGAUCAACUGGGAAACAUACCAAAGACAGUGAUAAUAGACACACACACACACACACACACACACACACACAGAGAGAGAGAGAGAGAGAGAGAGAGAGAGAGAGAGAGAGAGAGAGAGACUCACUCACCCUAGCUUCACUCACCCUAACUUCACCCAUCCUGCAUUCACACCCUCUUCUCCAUAUGCUCCCUCGUUCUCUAUUCUAUCACCUCCUCCAUACUUUUGUGUGCUGCCCACAUACUCUCUUCCAGCCAUCAGCCACCCUUGUCUAAUACACUGCCCUGCUCCCCUCCUCCUUUCUCCUCAUCCCAUACAAUCCUCUCACAGCAGGAAAACUGCAGUACUGGUUUACUUACAUCAUUAGCAACUAUCAGCUUUGUAAUGAUAGUCUUAGCAGGUCACAUGAAAUUUCACACAGAGAGACUUGCCAAAGCCUCAUCACUCAGUUACAGAGUACUGCAUAGAAACAAUGACUGGAGCUCCUAAUUUAAUACUUCAGCAGCAAAAACCAGUUUCAUGUACUAUCAUCAUCUUCCACUUUAUCGUGGUUAUGAAAGUAAUAGUACAGCAUUUAUACUCUUUCUUUCAUGAUUAUAUGCAAAUUCAUGACAGUCUGUUGUAAAAACAAAACAGGAUUGAAACUGUUGAUGUAUUUGUCUCAUAAUAUAUCUGCAAGGUAUGUACAUGAAAACCGAGCAAGGUGGUGUGGUUAUUAGCACACUGGGCUUGCAUUUCAUAGGAUCUGACUGUCCUGGUACAGGUUUUCUGUGAUGUCCAUAAAACACUCCAGGCAAAUGGCGGGAUGGUUCCUUUGAAAGAACACAGUUGAUUUCCUCUCCCAUCUUUGAAACAUUCUGAGCUUGUGCUCUGUCUCUGAUGACCUCGGCAUCGACAGGAUGGUAAACCCUAAUCUUCCUUCCUUCCUUUUACAAGAAAAUUGUAAUAUAAAAUGGAGAAAGACUAAGAACUUUCCUAAACAGUACUUUUGAGUUUGAUACACAGACCAACCUAAUUAUUACAAGUUCAAUGUAGCAGAGUAACAGCAUGUACUGUUUAACUUAUGUACAGUAAUUGUGACAGAUCUCAAAUUCUCUCCAAAUAGCUUUGAACAAUGUGUUAAUAAAAAUGAAAACAGUUUACUCUGAAAAUCAUAAACAGUAUACGUGUUGUUCAAUCGAUGUAAUAAAGGUUGUGGACAGGCACGACAAAGUGCUGGUAGGCAGAACAGUUUGUACAUUUAUAUUAAUUUGCAAUUUUGCUUUCAUAGAAAUGCCUGUCUCCAUCUGAUCAUUCAAUUAGCACCUUUUCUCACUAUUAGGAAUUACCUCAUGCACCGUGCUUGUCAAAUGUGCUGAAUACAGCAGGAUAGUAAUGCUGAUUCAUUUUACUGUAGACAAACCACAGCAUAGAUUAUGCAUAAGAAGACAAUUCACAAACAAAUACAAAACAUAAAAUAACAAAUGCAAUCAAAUGUCAUAGUUUCAAUUAGUAAAUAAGAUAAUUAGUUGCUCUUUGUCAUUUCAGUAUUUAUAUACUGUUUGAUGAAUUGUCCCUGCAAUAUUCAGCUGCU